AGUGUCACUCCUGUCAUCAAUUUUUUUAGAACCGGAUUGUCGAGUUUCCUAGUUUGAGAGCCAGAAAUACCCAUAAGAACUCGAGUAACAAGUCGUUUACGGGAAAAAGCUAAGAGGGUCAAGGGAAGCCAAGUCAAGGAGGAGGCGUCGCAAGGAGACCCUCGUCGGAUCGUCCUGACGGGUCGCUGAACCCUCACUCCUAAUCCCUCACUUAAAACGCAUUUAUUCCUCCCACCGAACCGACAAUGGCUAAUCCCAGAGCUCUUCUACCCCUCGUGGUAUUAAUCCUAGCCCUUGAUUUAGGCAGCGGGACAAGGCUGGGAAGACGUCGAGGAGGAGGGGGACUUCUGACGCCCCCUCGACGUCCUGAGGGCACCGAGCUCCCGGAGUCCCAGUGGUUCCUGCAGAAGCUGGACCAUUUCGACCCCACCGAAGGCAGGACAUGGAAGCAGCAAUACUUCAGCAAUGGCUCCUUCUACAGGCCUGGAGGUCCUGUCUUCCUCAUGAUAGGGGGCGAGGGGCCAGCCAAUCCAGUAUGGCUCGUUGAGGGGAGUUGGAUUGAAUAUGCAAAGCGGCUAAAUGCUUACCUCUUCCAGCUGGAGCACCGUUUUUAUGGCAAGAGUCACCCAACUGAGGAUGCAUCAGUGGAGAACCUUGCCUACCUCAGCAGCGAGCAGGCACUCGCUGAUCUAGCAACAUUCACCGUCGCAAUGCAAGAGGAGCAUGGUCUUAAGGAGAACAAAUGGAUUGCAUUUGGUGGUUCAUACCCAGGGUCUCUGGCUGCCUGGUAUCGGUUGAAAUACCCACAUCUCGUGCACGGGUCAAUUGCCACAAGUGCUCCCGUGGUUGCACAGAUCAAUUUCAAAGAGUACCUUGAGGUCGUGCGAGAUGCCCUCGCCACAGUGAAUGAGAAAUGUGAUGAGGCCGUGAAAGAAGCAACGCGCCAGCUAAACAUGCUCUUGCUACAUAGGGUUGGAUGGCAGAGCAUAACGAAACGGUUCAAGCUGUGCUCACCGCUUGAUGGGCAGAACAAGAAAGACGUCGCCAACUUGUUUUCAAUUCUGACGGAGAACCUUGAAGACGUUGUGCAGUACAAUAAGGACAAUCGGGACUUCGAGGGAGUGAAGGGCACCAAUAUUACUAUUGACACAUUAUGUGAGAUUAUGCUGGAUGAAUCGAAGGGGCCGGCAAUCACAAGAUAUGCAGCCAUUAAUUCGCUGGCUCUUGAAGUCCAUGAGGAGGAGUGCUUAGACCACACAUACGAAUCAAUGAUAAAGGAACUGAGAGCCACGAGCUGGGAAAACAACACAGACAUUGGAG
Penaeus vannamei (Pacific white shrimp) is the source of this 1320-nucleotide messenger RNA. The record is from RefSeq and is a predicted model, not a curated record. Lineage: Eukaryota; Metazoa; Arthropoda; Malacostraca; Decapoda; Penaeidae.